UUUUCAAGAGUAUCGUCAGCGUCGAGGAUCUAUGAGGAUGCUGUGUCACUGUCUUUUCAUGGUUUAGUCCCCGGUUCUAAAUUAAGAGAUGAUAAGGUCUUUAGCCAUGUAUUGAAAAUCCCGGUUAGAAACUAGUAGGAAUAUAUGAAGCGGCUUUUCAUCCCAAAAUAUAUAGCAGCCCCUUCCCGUAGUGACACUAUGCAGUCGUGGCUACUGCUUAUGUCAUCGCCACCUCCGUCCUCCUGCCGUCUGCCAUGCAUGGCUUCCUCGAUGUCCAUGGGUAACAUAGCGCCAUGCAUGCCAUCGUGCAUGUACGAUCAGAUUUUGGAUCGCUGCGAGUUCAUGCAAGCUGGUGUCUUGCCCCGGCCCCUUUUCCUUGACUUGAUCUCCAUCGUCGUCCGGUCCCUCUUGCUCCAACUGCUAGCUAGUAACGACCAAAUCAUCUCGUUGAUACCACGAGCUCUCAAUGCAAAUAGCCGGCGCACAUCCUCUAGGAUCUCUGGCGAUCUCGCGCGCCCCGCCUCCCACCAUGCAUGCCACUCUCAUACGCAGUGGCGAAGCUAAAAUAAAAUGAAGUUGGACGAAGGAAAAAAUAUAUCAAGAUUAGCGUGUUUUUGUGGGACUAUUGUUUUUAGGUAUAAACCUUUCGAAAUAAUGAUUUUUUAUUCGAGGACCCCAUAUAUACACACACAUAUGUUUUAAAUUUUCAUGUAUUUUUAAACAAACUAGUGAUAUUUAAGUUCCUAGUAUCAUAAAAGAACGCCAACUAAAAUAUCAAAGUGCAUUAUGUUAGCUCAUCACGAGCUUCAAAUAUAUGGCGCAUUGGCGCGCAUGCACGCAUGAUUAGAGAGGAUGGAUCUCUCGCGAUCUCGUCCACAUGACAUUCUCAUGCACCCGCUCGCUUCUAUACCACAUGCCACUAUUGUGAUGUGUAUAUAUGUAAAUAUAUACUCACUUGGAAAAUUUUAGUGCUGCAAUUUGCACAGCAUGCAAAGUAAGCUAAGCCUAGCUAGCUAAUGGCCUGUAUAAUUUGGUUGCACGCAGCCACACGCCGCACGGUGCCUUCUUUGACUUUGACUUAUCCUGGAAAGGUGUGCUUACUUUUUUUCUCCGUGCAUGAGAUCAAUAUUAUUGUUUGUUAUGGUUUGUUUGGUUCAACUGUAGAUUCUUGAAAAUAUGAUUUGAACAGUGAGCUGUGUUGUAAACUAACAAUUAUAGAAAAUCUAAAAUUUGUUUGCUGAAACAACUGUUGAUUAUAAAUUUCAUAAGUGAAUAGCACCUUAUAACAUAUAUGACAUGAAUCAAACUGAGGUAAAAGAUAUGUAGAUUUUUAGUAAUUUAUUCAGUUGUUGUAUCCGUUUAGUUAAAAUUCUAAAAGAUGAACCAACCACAACAUAAGAGUGCGUAGUGCUCUUCGGGGUCAAACAUGCAUAUUUUUCGAAACGGGGAAGUAUUUCUGUAAACUUUAUUCACUUUUGGAGUCUUGUAGAUGCUUGUAGAGGGAAAAAAAUAUUUUUCCCCCAAUGGAUUUCCCACUCGAUCCAACUACCUCCCCCUUCCAUCUCGGCCCGGGCCCAACUAUCUAACACUCUCUUGAGCCCAGCAAACGUCUCGGUAGUCUGCAUGGCCCAACACCAUCGCUCCCUCACUCCCCAGUUCUCUCCCGGUCUCCCCACUUCGGCCUCUCCGCGGGCCGAACCCGCUCACCCCCGCCCUCCCCUAGCCACCGGUCAUCGCCGCCACGUCCACCGACGGGCCCACCCAACGACCUCGCUGCGCCCACCCGUACGCCUCCAUCCAGCUUAGCGGCGCCCGAGUCACAGACCAGUCACAUGCCGCCGCGGCUCCUGCUCAACAAUGUCUCCUGCAUGCGGAACGCACAGACGGUGCUCCGUGACAUCAACCUCAGCGUCCACGACGGCACAGCCCUCGUCCUUACCGGCGCCAACGGCUCCGGAAAGACCACCCUCCUCCGCAUGCUGGCGGGCUUCUCGCGCCCCUUGGCGGGGGAGAUCCUCUGGAACGGACACGACAUCACCUCCCCCGGCGUCUUCCAGCAGUACAAGCUGCAGCUCAACUGGAUGUCGCUCAAGGACGCCGUGAAAGAGAAGCUCACAGUGCUCGAGAACGUCCAGUGGUUCGAGCUCCUCGAGGGGAAGGACGGCAGCAGGUCGGGCCCGGCCAUCCAGCUCAUGGAGCUCGGCAGGCUCAUCAACGAGAAGGCCAGGAGGAUGUUGUCCAUGGGGCAGAGGAAGCGGCUGCAGCUCGCCAGGCUGCUCGCCAUCGAUCGACCCAUCUGGCUGCUGGACGAGCCCUCCGUCGCGCUGGACGCAGAGGGUACCAGGCUGCUUGAACACAUCAUCGCGGAGCACCGGGAGAAGGGUGGCAUCGUGUUCGUGGCCACGCAUCUGCCGAUUCAGGUUGAGGAUUCUAUGUCGCUUCGGCUUCCCCAGAGGUUUCCUCGGAGGAAGACGCUGGUUGAUCUUAUCCAUUGAUGGCUUGACGC
Zea mays is the source of this 2506-nucleotide messenger RNA. RefSeq names its product ABC transporter I family member 1. Gene Ontology annotation, molecular function: ATP hydrolysis activity; transmembrane transporter activity; ATP binding. The record is from RefSeq and is a predicted model, not a curated record. Gene Ontology annotation, biological process: cytochrome complex assembly. The transcript has a single exon. NCBI's taxonomy places the organism in Eukaryota, Viridiplantae, Streptophyta, Magnoliopsida, Poales, Poaceae. The coding region runs from base 1833 to 2495 and encodes 220 amino acids.